AUGCCGGUGCCGUACCGCUUGCGGAAGGCCUUCAACACGUGGCUUCUCUUCGUCGCCUCCAUCUAUUUUUGGACGCUCCGCACCGCAUUCUGGCUCGUCAAUCGCUUCUUCCGCGAACGGAAAUAUGUGACGCAGCCCUCGGAUCGACUUUUGCUCAUCUCGGCCACACAGGCGGUCCGCAUGAUCUCGAAGCGCGAGAUUUCCAGCACCGCACUCGUCGAGAGCUAUAUUCAUCGCAUCGAGCAGGUUCGUUCUUCAGAAGCCUUAGAAUUAGCGGUUUGAACGGAAAAAUGCGUUCCGAUUUUCGUUUCUCAAAUCUGAAGGUUCUAAACUGAAGUUUUGCAGUCAAAUUGUUACACUUCAGAAUUCAUCUUCCAGGUAAACAGCACAAUCAACGCGGUUGUCGUGAAGCUGUUCGAAUCGGCACGCCGUCAAGCGAACGAAGUGGACAGCUUCAUCGCGCUCGCCGACGAGGAUGACAUCGAGAAGAAGCUCGCGGAGCAGCCGCUCUACGGAGUUCCGUUCACGAUGAAAGACGCGUUGGAGGUGGAGAACGAGAUAAUCACGUGCGGAGUGUACAAUCGAAAGGACACAAAGUGCGAGCGGACCGCCGAAGCGAUCCGACGUCUUCAGGCGGCCGGAGGCAUCCUUCUCGCGAUCACCAACGUGCCGGAAGUGUGUAUGUGGGUGGAGGCGGUGAACACGAUCUACGGCCGCUCGAGCAAUCCGUACGAUACGCGCCGGAUGACGGGCGGAUCGUCGGGCGGAGAAGGCGCUCUAUUGGGUGCCGCCGGAAGUGUGGUCGGCGUCGGAAGUGACAUUGGCGGCAGCAUUCGCAUGCCCUCCUUCUUCAACGGAAUCUUCGGACUGAAGCCGACGCCCGGACUAAUUCCGCUCACCGGACACGUGCCCGAACCCACCGGCUACAAAAAGCACAUGCUGAGAAUCGGACCGAUGUGCCGGUUCGCCGAGGAUUUGCCGCUCAUGUUGAGAGUGAGACUUUUUGUAGAGAAAAAAAAAACGUUUAGCAAUUUGUUUGCAGAUAAUGGCCGGAGAAAACGCAAAAGCCUGA
This is a messenger RNA of Caenorhabditis sp. 36 PRJEB53466, 1072 nucleotides long. The record is from the annotation of a GenBank genome assembly. NCBI's taxonomy places the organism in Eukaryota, Metazoa, Nematoda, Chromadorea, Rhabditida, Rhabditidae.